Messenger RNA from Plasmodium gonderi, 1932 nucleotides. Its product is annotated as ATP-dependent RNA helicase. The record is from RefSeq and is a predicted model, not a curated record. Bases 1 to 1932 code for a protein of 643 amino acids. The transcript has a single exon. Lineage: Eukaryota; Apicomplexa; Aconoidasida; Haemosporida; Plasmodiidae. Gene Ontology annotation, cellular component: 90S preribosome. Gene Ontology annotation, molecular function: ATP binding; nucleic acid binding. Gene Ontology annotation, biological process: maturation of SSU-rRNA.
AUGGAUAUAACAAAACAGUUGACCUAUGGGUUGAAUCUAAGAAAACACUUGGAAUCUAACCUAAUGAGUUUGAAGAAGGAGAAUCUUAAGCCAUUAAGAAACAUUUUAAACAUUAACAAAUAUAAAAACUCGGAAUGUGAUGAAAUAAGGGGUGAAAAAAAGAAAAAUAUAAAAAAAAGUGAAUCCAUAAAAUUUCCCAAAUUCUGCUCAGACCCCAAUUUGGUUAGUAGUUAUAUGAAGGAGAAUGAGAUAAAUAUCGAGUACGUUAAUUUUAGUGGGAAAAUUGAUCCCAUUAGAUUUUUCGAAGAUAUUGUGGAAAUUAAACAGAUUGGAAUCGGUUUCAGAAGUAGUGGUGAGGAAGGAACAAUCGUUAGUGAAGAUAACAAUGGACAGAGAUCACAAAACAAAUCUGAAGGCGGAAAUGAAAAAAAUUCGCUAGAAGAAACUCGACAUAAUGCACCAACUCUGGAAUUGGUGCAGGGGAAAACAACAAAGCAGCAAAAGCAACAUAUUGAAAAUACUACUUUACAAAGGACUGAUUAUGAUAAAUUAUUUCACACUAUUAAGGAAACUUUUGGAUUUAAAAAACCCACGAAAAUUCAAAAGAUUUGCAUUCCCACCAUUAUAAGCGGAUGUAACACUAUAUGUAUUUCUCAAACGGGAAGUGGAAAAACAUGCGCAUUUCUGAUUCCACUUUUGAUUAUUCUAAAGUUAGGCAGUUUGAAGACUGAAUGGAAGGAGGUUACCGUUUCUUUGGGGAUUAAGAAAGAGGGUUCAGUAGAUGUACUGACCCAGGGGGUCGAGAGUAAAUUUACUGGAGUCGAGAAUAAAUUUACUGAAGUCGAGAAUAAAUCUACUGGAGUCGAGAAUAAAUCUACUGGAGUCGAGAAUAAUUCCUGUUUUUUCAUUCGAAGUCUUAUUGUUGUACCGACGAAUGAACUGGCCCGUCAAAUAUAUGAUCAAUCGUUGAUUUUGUUCGAGGGCUUUCCAGAAUUUAGGGUUCUACAUCUGACACGGGAAGAUGAAGUGAAAGAGCACAUAGAUGUAUCUGUUUGCACACCGUUAAUACUUCUCCAUUUGAUUGAAAAAAAAAGGGUGAGUUUAUCAAAAUGUAUUUUCAUAGUUUUCGAUGAAGUGGAUAAGCUAUUUGAAGUGAAUUUUUUAAGUCAUGUAAAUAAUUUACUUCAAGAAAUUCAAAAUAAAAAAAUGCAGAAGAUAUUUACCACAGCUACAAUGCCUGGUUGUACUCGAUCCUUUAUAAGCACACUUUGCACAAAUUAUGCUGUAGUUUACUUUGGUCAGAAUAUAAAUAUGAUCAAUAGAAAUGUGAAGCAGGAACUUGUGUAUGUAAAUAAUGAGGAGGAGAAGACCAUGGUCUUGAGGAAUUUAAUUAGGAGUGGAGGAAUCCACAUCCCUGUGUUGAUAUUUGUUGAUGGGAUUGCAAAGGCAAAAAUGGUGUACACGAAUUUGUGCAGAAGUGGCAUUGGCAGAGGUGGAGACGGCGGGGAGAGGGAGAAGAUUCUUCAUAUCGCUAUGCUAACAUCAGAAAAAACAAAAGAAGAAAGGAAAAAAAUUUUCCAAGAACUUCGGGAAGGACGUAUAUGGUACCUAGUAUGCACAGAUAUCAUGAGCAGAGGAAUAGACAUCCAUGGGAUCGAAACAGUAAUCAAUUAUGAUGUAUGUUAUGAUAAAUAUAAUUAUAUACAUCGUGUAGGAAGAGCAUGUAGAUCAGAUAAAGGAGAAUUUGGAAAGGCCAUAACUCUCUUUACCCAUCAGAAUGUAAAGUAUAUGAAGGACAUUGUCAAAUUUGUCAAGAGCAGUGGUACACGUGUGCCUUCAUACUUGGAAAAUUUCCCCUUCAAACGUGGGCGGAAGUUUGGAUUUUAUGCAGCGAAGAAGAAGGGAUCCAGGGGGGGGGGGAGGAGGGCGUAG